AAAAAUCUGUGCUAUAUAGCAAAGUAUGACACAUUGUGGCUGGUGGAGUUGUGUUGUACCUAUUACAUUUUUUUUUAAGUUAUAUACAACAUUGCAAUUACCCUGGAGCCUCCCAAGGGAUGUACGCCUACAGACUCGGAGCAGGUCUCUCCCACACCAGCUAAGAAAGGAAACAGGAAAUGCUGUAUAUAGAACUGCAGGACACCAGAAAUAACAAUGCUACAGUACACUUGAACCAACAUGCAAGCUUACAUAAUGACAAGCCUGGAGUUUCCUUAUCAGAGGAGAAAACUCUAGGACCCACUGCUAGUCUCAGAUUUCUCUGGCUUUAAUUGGAUUCAGGAAAAAUUGGAAGCUAGUCUUCCCCAAGCACAAUGUCCGACAAGAAAGUUAAAACUGCAAAACUUACAAACAAGACAGCGGUGGGACCUAACAGCGAACCGGUGAAGGAUAAAGGACACAGUCGCCUGUCCUCUGAAUCCAAUGGGACCAGUGAAGGAGCGUCAGCACCAAAUGAACUGAGCGCACUUGAAGAAGCUUUCAGGAAGUUUGCCGUUCAUGGAGACACCCGAGCAUCAGGAAAAGAAUUGCAUGGAAAAAACUGGUCGAAAUUGUGCAAAGACUGUUGUGUCAUCGAUGGAAAGAAUGUGACUUUAACAGAUGUUGACAUUGUCUUCUCUAAAGUAAAGAAAAAAUCUUGCAGAGCAGUCACAUUCGAUCAGUUUAAAGAAGCUCUUGGUGAACUCGCAAAAAAACGUUUUAAAGACAAGCCUGGGGAAGAAGCUGUUGAGGAGGUUUAUAAACUGAUUGAAGGAAAAUCUCCCAUCAUAUCUGGUGUGACGAAAGCUGUGGCGUCUCCCACAGUAUCACGGCUGACAGACACGUCGAAGUUCACUGGCUCCCAUAAAGAAAGGUUUGACGCGUCUGGAAAAGGGAAAGGAAAAGCGGGCCGAGAGGAAUUGGUAGACAUGUCUGGUUAUGUACCUGGGUACAAACAUGCUGGUACAUAUGCUAAAAAAGUGAAAGGAUCAAAACAAAUCUAGAAAUGGCUCUUGCUUAACACUGCUGUAUACAAUUUCCAGAUCUUCCCAGUAAGUGAGACAUUUCUACACAGUGCCACUCUUCAGCAGAAUUACAGUUUACUGCUCCAAUAUAUUUCCAGGGUCCAACGUUCCUAAAGACUGGCUGAUUUUAAGCGCUAUAGAUUAAAUAACUACAAGACGCAAAUGUUCUCAAUCGGCAACAUUCUUCUGCCAUCUUCUUCUUGAAAAAACAGAGACACCACCUAAAGCAAAAAGAAUAUUUGUAAGAUUAGGAUGCCAGGAAUAGGAAGAAAAAAAAACGACAAAGAAAAAUGGUCAUGUCAACAGAAGAUUACUACACCUACAAAUUGCAUUUUUAUUUCUCUAUUUCCACAUACUGUAUACAUCAAUUGAAGGUUAAUGCAAAUAAGUACAUAAAGUUCUAACAAUUCAGGUAUUUUUUUUUUGCCAAACCUUUAAAAUACCAUUUGUUUCCAAGGAUUGAACCAAAGUGAAACAUGCUCUUUUCUUAGUCUUAAAGUCAGAAUUUGUGGCUGGCAUUUUGGGUUAAAUUCUUGUAUUUUUCUGUUAAGUCUCCUGUAAUUGUUUUUUUCAAAGUAUAUGUCCUGGUCAUAAAUUAUGUCAUUUUUAAUCAA
Messenger RNA from Acipenser ruthenus (sterlet), 1678 nucleotides. Its product is annotated as tubulin polymerization-promoting protein-like. Bases 375 to 1043 code for a protein of 222 amino acids. Gene Ontology annotation, cellular component: microtubule. The record is from RefSeq and is a predicted model, not a curated record. The transcript has 5 exons. Lineage: Eukaryota; Metazoa; Chordata; Actinopteri; Acipenseriformes; Acipenseridae. Gene Ontology annotation, biological process: microtubule bundle formation; microtubule polymerization; positive regulation of protein polymerization. Gene Ontology annotation, molecular function: tubulin binding.